AAAUAGGAGAUGUGGUGGCAAUUUGCAAGGUCUCUCUCUGUCUGAGGGGCCAAACUGCUUCUCAAGCUAUCCAUCAUCUUCAUCUUCAUCUUCCCCAAACCAUAGCUAGGGUUUCCACUUUCUCACUCAGAGCUUCCAAAUUAAUCCAUAAUUCAACCCAAUUUCUCAAUCUUUUCAUACUUAUCAGUUCAUACAACUUCGCCAAAUCGGAACACAUCGACAAUUCUGCGUGUUCUCUGUCUGCACAUCAAUGAUGGCUACUAGUGCAGUUACAUCUUUGCCCAAAUUACCACCAGUAAGAAGAGGUGGCCACUGCAUUCAAGAGAAUGUUGUUCUUACAUCUAAAUUUCCAAGAGGACUAGUUGCUGUUAAUAGUUCAAGAUCAUUCAGCUGUACACAGUUUCCACUUGGUAGAAGAACUCGUUCUCAGGCAGCAACUAUAAUAUGUGCUGCAGCUUCGAAUGCAAGAUGUGGUGCAGAGCAAACUCAGACUAUUACUCGAGAGGCUCCUACAAUUACCCAUCUUCCUGGUAAGGAGAAGUCCCCACAACUCGACGAUGGCGGAAGUGGAUUUCCACCUCGUGAUGAUGAUGACGGCGGGGGAGGAGGCGGAGGAGGCGGCAACUGGUCUGGUGGAUUUUUCUUUUUUGGGUUCCUUGCUUUUCUUGGCUUCUUAAAGGACAAAGAAAGUGAAGAUGAUGGUUAUUCUUACAGCGAUAACCGAAGAAGGCGGUGAUAAAUUUGGUAGAGACAUAUGUAUGCUUGUUAGAAAAUUUUUCUGUUGUAUUCUUUAGUUUCCCUAUCAUAUAUACGUACUGUAGAGAAAGACAUGCUUGAUGUGAAACCAAUCAUACCAGAAGUAUCACUGAACUUUAUUGGUUUAAUUUAGUAGAGGAAGUGUUGUAAUAUUUGUGGUGCAUCAAUUUCUAAGCAAAAUUUAAUAGGAAAUCAACAAUUUUAUAUUUUUUUGAUAAA
This is a messenger RNA of Trifolium pratense (red clover), 975 nucleotides long. RefSeq names its product protein FERTILITY RESTORER RF2, mitochondrial-like. Bases 251 to 736 code for a protein of 161 amino acids. Gene Ontology annotation, cellular component: chloroplast. NCBI's taxonomy places the organism in Eukaryota, Viridiplantae, Streptophyta, Magnoliopsida, Fabales, Fabaceae. The record is from RefSeq and is a predicted model, not a curated record. Gene Ontology annotation, biological process: thylakoid membrane organization; chloroplast organization. The transcript is spliced from 5 exons.